Balaenoptera musculus (blue whale) is the source of this 4375-nucleotide messenger RNA. RefSeq names its product ORC ubiquitin ligase 1 (gene OBI1). Gene Ontology annotation, biological process: protein monoubiquitination; regulation of DNA replication. Gene Ontology annotation, molecular function: ubiquitin-protein transferase activity. Lineage: Eukaryota; Metazoa; Chordata; Mammalia; Artiodactyla; Balaenopteridae. The coding region runs from base 1520 to 3385 and encodes 621 amino acids. The record is from RefSeq and is a predicted model, not a curated record. The transcript has 6 exons.
CAGACCGUGCAGAACGUUACAUUGUCGCUAACUCUGCCCAUCACGUGCCACAUCUGCUUGGGGAAGGUACGCCAGCCUGUCAUAUGCAUCAACAACCAUGUAUUUUGUUCAGUUUGUAUCGAUUUGUGGUUGAAGAAUAAUAGCCAAUGUCCAGCCUGCAGAGUCCCCAUCACUCCUGAAAAUCCUUGCAAAGAGAUUAUUGGAGGAACAAGUGAAAGUGAACCUAUACUAAGCCAUACAGUCAGGAAGCACCUUCGGAAAACUAGACUUGAAUUACUCCACAAAGAAUAUGAGAUUCCACAUAUAUGUGAGAUCAUGCAGUGGUUUUCUUCCUGUGAAGGUGAUUUGACAUGGUGAUGGAAUUUUUUCUAAAUUAGCUUCAUGUUAAUGGAAUACAUAUACUUUUGAAUAAACAUUAAGCCCAGUUGUCAUUUUAUAUCGACUAAAUGAGGGAUAUUAUUGCUCUCUUCCUUUGACACAAAAUAUCUUUAAGUUAUACUAUGUAAAUGGAAACUACUUCAGCUGCUUCAAAAAUUUUUUGAAAUAAAGUGGGACAUAAAUAAAUGACUGAAUAAAUGUUCAUUCAUAUAUGUUUUCCUGUUUAUAUUUGUUUAUUCAUUAACAUAUUAAUUCAAACAAGUAAAGCGAUUUUCUCAUUUUAUAAUGCCAUUUAACUUGAAAUGUAUUGUAAUGUAAAAUAGUAAAUAGCACUAUCUGUGUUAGCUCUGAAACGUAUUCUUAUUUACUUAAUAUUUAUCACACUUAGAUACUAAUCAAAUUAAUCCUUUAGAAGAUCACUGGCAUAUUGAAGUUUAUUUUCUAACAACAGAAUUUCUGACAAUCUUAGUUUAAGAUGAAAUAUCCAUUGUAGAUGAAUAAAUUGUAUCACAGAAAAGAGUUCUAGCCCCAAAUGUUUAGUUACUGGAUUUAAGGUAGCAAGCAGUUCCACAUGGGGAAAACUAAUACUUGGAAUAGUCUUAGCAGUAAUUAAAGAUCCAGAAUGUAGAAGAGUUAAAAAUUAACUACAGGUACUAUUCUGAAGUGGAAAGUGAAAGGACAUGGUAUAUGGUUUUACUCCUACUUCAAAUAUAGAAACAAAAAUAUAGACAUCAAACAAAACUAUAAAUCUUGAUCAAAACUGUAUUUUUAAAUUCCCCUCAGUAAAGCAAUUAAACAUGCCUCAGAAUUUUCUUCUGAGGAAUCUACUUCCUUGUUGAAUUCAUGUGCCUUUUCAUGUUUUCUGGAUAUCUAAAAUAGAAUCAAAGAUUCGAUGUUUAAAUUUUUUUAAAUCACAAACUAUCAUUGAAUUAAAAUAAAAGCAGUGGAAAUGCCUAUUUUUAUCAGAGUCAAAAUACAUUUUGAGAAUUUCAACUAUAUGUGACUUUCUGUCUGCAAAGCUAUUCUGACUCAUAAAGAAUCUAUGUAUCUACAGAAUUUUGAGUAUAAAAUUUAAAAGCACAUUGGCCUCACUGUAGCAUAUGUAUGUGUUUAGUGUCUCUGUCUACCUGAUGGCUAUGCAAUGGUUUUUCAGGAUGAAAUAGAUUGUCUACAGAAAGAGGUAGAAGAGCUUAAGAGUAAAAAUCUCAGCUUGGAGUCACAGAUCAAGACUAUUCUGGAUCCUUUAACCUUGAUGCAGGGCAACCAAAAUGAAGACAAACAUCCAGUUGCAGAUAAUCCAAGUAAAAUUGACCCAGAAACUGUAGCAGAGUGGAAGAAAAAACUUAGAACAGCUAAUGAAAUCUAUGAAAAAGUGAAAGAUGAUGUGGAAAAGUUGAAGGAGGCAAAUAAAAAAUUGAAAUUGGAAAAUGGUGGCCUGGUGAGGGAGAAUUUACGACUGAAAGCUGAAGUUGAUAACAGAUCACCCCAGAAGUUUGGAAGGUUUACAGUAGCUGCUCUUCAGUCCAAAGUAGAACAGUAUGAACGUGAAACCAAUCGCCUCAAGAAAGCCCUGGAACGAAGUGAUAAAUAUAUAGAGGAACUAGAAUCUCAAAUUACACAGCUAAAAAAUUCAAGUGAUGAGAAGGAAGCUAUGAAUUCCAUUUGCCAGAGAGCACUUUCUACAGAUGGCAAGGGGAGCAAAGGCACCGAGGAGGAUAUGGCAUCCAAGAAUCAAGGUGAUGCUGCCAGAAAGCAGCUUGGCUCAUCAACCUUGAAUUCACACCUGGCAAAACCUUCUAGCAGUUCUGUCAGACAGGAAAGCACCAGCAAAACAGAACCAAAUUGUUCUAAGAACAAAGACUUAUAUCACAAACGGGUGGAAAUAAUGUUAGAUGUGACAGAUACAAGUAUGGAUACUUAUUUGGAAAGAGAAUGGGGUAAUAAGCCAAGUGAUUGUGUAUCCUACAAAGAUGAAGAACUCUAUGAUCUUCCAGCUCCCUGUACUCCUUUGUCCCUUAGUUGCCUUCAGCUCAAUACGCCAGAAAAUCGAGAGAGCUCUGUGGUCAAAGCAGGAGGUUCCAGAAAGCACUCAAACCAUCUCAGAAAAUUGGUGUUUGAUGAUUUUUGUGAUUCUCCGAAUGUUUGUAAUAAAGAUUCUUCAGAAGAUGAUAGAAGUGAAAGUGAAAAGAAAUCAGAAUGUUUUACUUCCCCAAAGACAGGGUUUUGGGAUUGUUGUUCCACGAGCUAUGCCCCCAGCUUGGAUUUUGAAAGCUCAGAAGAGAACACGAUAGCAAAUUGUGUUGGAGAAAUUUCUUCAAAAUUGAAUGAGAAAUCAGGCUCAUGUUUAUCCAAGAGGUUGAAUUCUCUCCGCUCCUUUGAAAUGAAUCGGACAAGAACAUCCAGCGAAGCAUCAAUGGAUGCAGCUUACCUUGACAAAAUCUCGGAGUUGGAUUCAAUGAUGUCAGAGUCAGACAACAGCAAGAGCCCUUGUAAUAACGGUUUUAAGUCAUUGGAUUUGGAUGGCUUAGCAAAGUCAUCUCAAUGCAGUGAAUUCCUUGAGGAACCAGAUAAGCUGGAGGAAAGAACUAAACCAAACCUUUCUAAAGGUUCUCUAACUACUGAUCAGUUAGAAAAUGGAAAUGAAUGGAAACCCAAUUCUUUUUUUCUCCUCUCUCCAUCUGACCAGGAAAUGAAUGAAGAUUUUUCACUCCAUCCCAGUUCUAACCCAGGAACCAAUGAAAUCAAACCCCCAAGCUGUUUGUUUCAGACUGAGUUUUCCCAGGGUGUUUUGUUAAGCAGUUCACACAGGCUAUUUGAAGAUCAAAGGUUUGGGUCAUCUUUGUUUAAGAUGUCCUCAGAGAUGCAUGGUCUUCACAACCACCUUCAGUCUCCUUGGUCUGCUUCCUUUGUGCCCGAAAAGAGGAAUAAAAAUGUGAAUCAAUCAACAAAAAGAAAAAUCCAGAGCAGCCUUUCCAAUGCCAGCCCAUCAAAAGCAACUAAAAGUUGACUCAUUAGAAAGGUGUCAUUUAUGUUUUUGUCCUGAGAGGAAUCUAAGAUUUUAAAGUUACUUUUUCCCCUCAUAAAAGCUCUAUACCAUUUUGAAUUGAUAGUCUUUCGUCAGGUGUCAAGUCAGAAUGGUGGAUUAGCCUGUACCCAGGAUACUUUUGUUCACUUUGAAGAGUUUAGUCUUUUUCAUUUUCAUUGGGGAUCUUUUUGACCAGAAAAGGUAGGGUGAGAGUUUCUUUUGAAUGAAUAUUAUACGUAUCUGGUUUGGGUAUAUUUUGUUUUCUUGAAUCUUGAUUGAACUCUUCAGGUACAAUGGUCUAUUAGUAAGCAUCAGUUAUCUUCAGAACUUGGAUUUUUUAAAUAAAACUUUUGGUGUUGUCCACAUACUGCUCAUAAGACACUUGAGUUUCUUUAAAGCUUUUCCUAGGGUGGAAAUUAUUUUGCCUGUCCCUUUUUAUUUAUGUUUAGUGAUAGGCCAACUUUUAUUCAAGGCCAUGAUGGGGAAAUAGCACUCGAACCUUAGUCCAAUACUCAUCUACUUUUUUUUUUAGGUUUUAUGUAUAUGUUUGCAUUUUUAACAUUGUGUUCUGUCCAGUUUUUGUGAAAAUGUGUUGCUAGUAUGAAAGAAUACAUUUUCUGUAUGAAAAUACUUGUUUUAUGUCAGGUAGCUUUCCUUCGCUCAUCUUUUUGUGUGUGUUGAAAAUCAGAAAUUGAGCCUACUUUAGCAAGAAGUCAUGGAACAGUUGUGUUUGGAGGAACCUAAACAUGGUAGCUUCAUCGUUUCAGAUAUACAGGUGCAGAAGCACUCAUUGCCAAGUUCUUGAUCCACUUAUGUCCCAGGGGAACUUUCUUUGGAGUGGUAAAGUUCUUGUUUGCAUGUUACUGUUCUUCAUGGAAACUGUAUGCAUGGUAGCAUUCUUGCUUGCACUGUUUUCCUUACUUAAGAAAAAGAAGUUUCAGUUGGCUAAAAGAUUAUCUUUUAUGAAGGCCC